AUGGAUCCACCAGAGUUUGAUCUCGAAGCUUACCUUGAAAAAAGCAAGAGAGAAGACACUUAUGUACUCAACCACUUUAGGGAGCGUCGAAAUCUAAUAUUGGAGGGUAGCGCACCUCGUGGUAGAAAAUAUCUCAGUAGAGAUCAUGCAGGGGCAAACCAAAGGCUAAUUGACGACUACUUUGCCAAUCAGCCUACAUACGACGAUGGAAUAUUCCGUCGCCGGUACCGGAUGCAAAAACAUGUGUUCCUUCGAAUCGUUGCGGACCUUUCAAGUAGUGAUAGCUACUUCACCCAGCGAGUCGAUGCAGCGAAGAAAGAAGGUAUAUCGCCCUUAGCAAAAUGCACCACAGCAAUGCGAAUGUUAGCAUAUGGUGUGGCAGCAGAUGCAGUCGACGAGUACAUCAAAAUAGGAGAGACUACAGCAUUGGAGUGUGUACGCAGAUUCUGUAAAGGAAUCAUACGAUUGUAUGAGCAAGAGUACAUGAGAGCACCAACCCAAGAGGACCUGCAAAGAAUACUACAGGUUAGUGAAAUGCGGGGGUUCCCAGGCAUGAUCGGGAGUAUUGACUGCAUGCACUGGGAGUGGAAAAAUUGUCCUAAAGCAUGGGAAGGUCAAUUUGCUAGAGGGGAUAAGGGAACCACCACAGUUAUUCUUGAAGCAGUUGCAUCUCCUGAUCUUUGGAUCUGGCAUGCCUUUUUUGGAUGUCCGGGAACCUUGAACGAUAUAAACGUUCUAGACCGGUCACCAGUGUUUGAUGAAUUGGAACAGGGAAACGCUCCACGUGUGAAUUUCAUCGUGAACCAACGUCCCUAUAAUAUGGCAUACUAUCUAGCUGAUGGUAUCUACCCUUCUUAUCCAACUUUUGUCAAGUCUAUUAGACUUCCUCAAACUGAACCCGAUAAGUGCUUUGCAAAACAUCAGGAGGGAUGUCGGAAGGACAUCGAACGUGCAUUUGGAGUGCUUCAAGCUCGUUUUAAAAUCAUCCGUGAACCAGCUCGCUUCUGGGACAUAACUGAUUUGGGUAUCAUCAUGAGGUCAUGCAUCAUAUUACAUAAUAUGAUUGUUGAGGAUGAACGAGAUACAUAUGCUCAACGCUGGACCGAUUUUGAGCAAGCUGAGGGAAGUGGAUCUAGUACACCGCAACCAUACUCGACCGAGGUGUUACCCGCUUUUGCGGAUCACGUGCGUGCUAGAUCCGAGUUCCGUGAUCCAAAUGUCCAUCACCAACUACAAGCAGAUCUAGUGAAGCACAUCUGGGCAAAGUUUGGAAUGUAUGAUGAUUAAAUAUGCUUUGUAUCGUACUAAUUACGUUAUUUG
This is a messenger RNA of Lotus japonicus, 1320 nucleotides long. Its product is annotated as protein ALP1-like. The transcript has a single exon. NCBI's taxonomy places the organism in Eukaryota, Viridiplantae, Streptophyta, Magnoliopsida, Fabales, Fabaceae. The record is from RefSeq and is a predicted model, not a curated record. Bases 1 to 1287 code for a protein of 428 amino acids.